AGAACAGUUAGAGAUACAACGUCGUACGUGCAUGUGAAAUCUUCGCCGAGCUAAUCUUCAAACGCAAUUUGAAGAAAACAAUGCGACUGUUUCUUUAGUGUAAUUCGAUUCCAUUCAAUGUAAAUACAUCACUACACCUAACUGUCUAUCGCGAAAGUGUAAUGAAAGUGAUAAAUUAUAGAAGAAAUAGGUUCUAUCUAUGACAAUUGCUUGUAGAAUUUACGAUGAGACACGUCAUAAAAAUAAGAAAAUUAAAUUAAUGCGAGAAACGUGCCAAUUUUGUAAUAGUUGAUAAAAUCGAAUAAACUUUCGUAAAAUUUUCAAUUAAAAAACAUCGAUAAAAUAUAAUAUGAUUUAGUAUAUUCUUUUUACUUUGCUUCAAACAAAUUAUUCGUUAAUUUAUUAUUUUCUUUUCUAUACUUAAUAUUAUAAUUGAUCAGCACAUUCGUGGACAAUUAAUCCCUGAAGGGAGCCAUACAUACGAUACGCGUACAUGUAUAUGUACAUGUUGUUUUAUUCAAGCAUGAUUCCAAAGAUAUAUAAUAGCCAAAUAUGUACAAUAACGUACAACAUUUUUCUCAGAUAAUUAAAAAUAUCCUCCAAUAUCGAUCCAACUCAUCAAAUAUCUGUAAAUAUGAUUCAAGUAAAUAUUAUCUAAUUUAAAUAAAUUUACCCUGAAGGAGGUUAAACGUUAUAUGAGACCGGUUAUAUCAAACAACGUAAAGCGAGACUCGUAUGACUUUUUCCACACAAAUAAUCGAUACAAAAAGGAAAGCUCUCCAAUCAAAAUAACCAACCAGCUUCACCUACAUCCGAGAACGUACGAGUAUCAUCGGGGAAUCUGUCCGUGUACGCAAAUCCUAAAUUAAAUCGCCAAUUUCGCGUCAUUUACACAAACAUCGUAUGAAAACACCUCGAAAAUAACCUCUCAACGGUUCUAACCUUUACCCCAUCGCCCUCCCCGUCCCCAAAAUAUUAAAUCACCGACUGUACGAAGGAAUCGUUGGCGGAAGAACGGCACAGUGUGUUAUAACGGUGAUCGAGCGAAAUUCGAAUUUUUCCGUGAACUAGUCUAAAUGAAUACGAGCCUGCGCAACAGACGCUAUCGGAAGAUUCGCCGCGAGAGGCGCGGCGUCGCGACGCAAGCAUGUGCCGCAGAUUAUGCCGCAUUGCCACAAGCGUACGGCACCGGUCGGACGACGAUCGUGUCGUCGGGAUAACGCUCGGAAAAAUAGUCAAGCGAAUGAGCGAAUCGCGAACAGGUUAAACGCGAGACGUCCUCACGAUGCGCCGUCGAGGACGUCGUCGACGAGACAACUGGUAAAGAAAGGGAUACAUCGAACGCGAACGACGACAUCGCAGAUAUUGACGAAUAUUCCGGAGCGAGUAAACGAAAGAGAGAAAAAAGAGGACAGAAGAAACGUGAUAAAUAUUCUUCGACUUACCCUGAACAGAAGAAAACCUCAGGAUCAUGAACGUCCGACGAUUGCCUGGUUUCAUGUACCACUACAAGGUGAUCACGAUGCUCCUCUUCACGACCAUGGUUCUCGUUGUCUACCUUCUCCUUCACUGGGGUAUUAUGUGCACGAACCUUGAAGCUUGGCGGCACGUAUCCAACGUGUGCAGCACGCACAAAAAAGGAGCUGCAAUAGGAAUUCUCUGCGACCCGCUAUGCUCGGAAAGAGGGAUUCACUCGCUCGCAUGCGAAACUCUUCACGCUGGCAAAGAAGCGGUUUUCUCGGCCCACUGGGAGACGACCCGACUUGUGUUCAAAGCCUCAAGAACGAAGACACCGAUGGAGCAGUACGAGACGUUAUUCUGGACGGACGCGACUGGCAUAAAGCAUUUCCCGUCUGAGACGGACUUCAACACCAUGAUCAAAGAUCUGGUCGUUAGCAAGCUGAACGUGACGCUGUCGCAGCAUCAAUUAGAGAGGCUUGCACGACUUCGUACGCAUCGUGUCGAGACCGAGCCCAGAAGGCGACAGCUCGAGAUGGAAAAUCUCUGGCCGCUGUUACAGGAGAACGAGUACCUGAUGAGCAUACUGUACGAGGACAGGGACAUUUUUCCACAGCUGAUUGGCACAUGCGGAACCUUCUACGCGGUCGAAUACGUACGACCCAUAGAAACACCCACGACAAUCCUUGCUCUGUCCGAUUCGAAACCGGAAUGGGCGAAAAGAUUGAAGCUGGCCGUGAUGAUCCUGGACCUGCUCGAAGAACUCGACACCAACUUUCCUGAGCCGAUCCAUCUGUGCGAUGUGAAGAUAAACCAUUUCGGUUUGCCUCUCGGUGGACAGAAGCUCAAGUUCCUCGACCUGGACGCGGUGUUUCCUAAAACGAUUAUCAGUCGUAUCACCGCGGACGGGAAGAACUGCGAGAAACACGACGACUGCGACUACUUCGACUGCAGGUCCUUCUGCUCGAAGAACAAACGAUGCGAGUCACCGGUCGCCAACAACAAUUUACAAAUCAUCUGCGAGAAAAUAUUUCUCGGUUGGACUCUCUCGGGGACUAUCAUAAUUCCUGGAUUACUCAUGUCGGAGCACACCACCAGUACACUGGCAGUUCUUUUACGACAAUGCGCGAAUCCUGCCAAUGACAUUGAACAUUUACCACGUGCUGCAGUUUCGGAUAAUUUGAAGACACGACUGUACAAUAUGCUGCACGAAAUGGAACAAGAAGUUGCUGCUUCCGUAUAGAAACGUUUUAGUUCGGAAAAAUCACGUAAAUCCAAAGGAUCCUCGUUCAUGAACAUAUAGGUAUAUUUUCAAACGUAUUCGAUCGAAUUAUCAAAGGCUGUUGUUAGAAGAGCGAAUUGUUGAAAUUUAUAAGAAUUUUAUUACACAAGAAGAUAUUAGCGAUCGAAGGUAUAAACAUGAGAACGAUACUUUCGAUGAAUUUCUUGAAAAAUUUGUAAAUAAAACGAGAGAAAUUUUGAAACGUUGAAACUUCUAAGUUUUGAUAAAAUGGUUUAAUUAACACUAUUGCAAUUUUUUAAGAAAUUCGCUGAACAUGUUGAACUACGGGGAGUAUGAUAUCUGGAAAUGAAUAGAUUCAAUCUAUUUUUAGAAUUCAUCAACCCCUACAUUUUCAUAAUUUAACUUUUCGAUUUAAUAUACUUCUUGAAGGAUUAAUGAAAUUUAUUCGAAUGUCUACACGUACUUAAAGGUACCAACCAAUGAACAUAUAUUUAUUGUAGAGUUUAUUUAUUCUUCUUAUACGUAAUAAUAUUUCAAAUAAACCAAAUUUUACACAAGCGAUUUUAAACAAAUACAUUAACUUUUGAAGCAUGAAGGUACUAACGAUUUUAGAAUGACUAUGAAGUUAAUGGAACGAAGUUAAAUCUCGUUGUCGUUCGAAUAACGGUAUAAGUAUUAAGUUUUCCGAAAAGUUUCUUUCAUUUUAUAAGGAAACGAUAUAUGCACGACAUUUUUUAUUUUAUAUUAUUUUAUUGAAUUACGUAUGGUCCAUUUUGUUCCAAUAGAAACAAAAAAUGUUGUACAUCUACUACUUCCUUACAAAAUGAAAGAAACUUUUGCGACAAGCUAAUAGAAUGUUCGACACGCAUUUACUGAUUAAACAGAAACCCCUAAACGGCUGACGUUUGUAGUCGUUCGUUAAGCUUCAUUGUCACCUCAGCCUGGAAAUUGAUUUACAUUCAUUCGGAGAGUUAAAAAAAAUGAGCGUAGCUCCAUGUAAAAUAUAAAAUAUGCGAGAAUCGAAAUGAACAAUCGGGAAAUAUCUAACUUUCUACGAAUCCAAAGAAACGAAAAUUAACAAAUAAUCUUUGUACUCGGAGAAUAUAAUAAAAUAAGCGACCACUAGAGGCUAGUGAUAGUAAUAAGAAUAGGAAAAGAAAUAAUAUUAUUAACAACGAGCACAAAUACCAACUACCUUACACGUAAUUGUAGCCUUACUUAUGUACUUUAAAUUAAACAUUCGAUACGCUUAGAUAGAACUUGAAGAUAGGUAUAAGAAUAUUGUUAUUUUUACAUAUAAUACUGUUAUUUGCAUAUUAUUUGUUUUAGUGGAAGAAUUAUUGCUCACCUUAGUUUUGGAAGUAAAUAAUUAUUACCUUAAAA
Molecule: messenger RNA, 4084 nt
Organism: Bombus huntii
Lineage: Eukaryota; Metazoa; Arthropoda; Insecta; Hymenoptera; Apidae
Gene: aln
Product: divergent protein kinase domain 1C
Exons: 4
Coding region: 1472-2701 (409 amino acids)
Source: RefSeq, a predicted model, not a curated record